Messenger RNA from Closterium sp. Naga37s-1, 3600 nucleotides. The record is from the annotation of a GenBank genome assembly. Lineage: Eukaryota; Viridiplantae; Streptophyta; Zygnematophyceae; Desmidiales; Closteriaceae.
AUGCCGCAGGGCGAGCACAUUGAGCUGCAUCAGAAGCGCCAUGGCUUCCGCUUGGAUCACUUCGAGCGGAAGCGCAAGCGCGAGGCUCGCCAAGUGCACAAGACGUCCCAAAUCGCGAGAAACACUAUCGGUCUCAAGGCGAAGAUGUUCGCGAAGAAGCGGUACCAAGAAAAGGCGACGAUGAAGAAGACUCUGGCGAUGCACGCGGAGCGGACGAACAAGCACAAGGCGGACGCGCCAGUGGCGGAGGGCGCGGUGCCGGCGUACCUGCUGGAGAGGGAGGCGACGGCGCGCGCCAAGGUGCUCAGCAACACCAUCAAGCAGAAGCGCAAGGAGAAGGCCGGCAAGUGGGACGUGCCCCUGCCCAAGGUUCGGCCGAUAGCAGAGGAUGAGAUGUUCAAAGUGGUCAGAUCAGGGAAGAGGAAAACCAAGCAGUGGAAGAGGCUAGUGACUAAAGUCACCUUCGUGGGCCCAGGGUUCACUCGUAAGCCACCCAAGUAUGAGCGCUUCAUCCGCCCCAUGGCUCUGCGGUUUACCAAGGCGCAUGUGACCCAUCCGGAGCUCAAGUGCACGUUCCAUCUGGACAUCAUCAGUGUGAAGAAGAACCCCAACGGCCCCAUGUACUCGUCCAUGGGGGUCAUCACCAAGGGAACCAUCAUCGAGGUGAAUGUGAGCGAGCUUGGGUUGGUCACACCAGCUGGCAAAGUCAUUUGGGUCCGCCGCAGCAAGGUAUGGUUCCCUCCCAAGCGCGCGUUGGCGGCGUGUCAGAGCUUCCGCACGACGCGGCACGCGGACAGCAGCGUGCGGCAUCACGAGCAGCCGGCGAAUCAGGCGCUCAUGCUCGACCGCCUGGGCGACGACCCGCUGGCCGCUGCGAGCGGGCAAGUCGUCGUCGGCAGCGACCGACGGUACCGCGUGGUGUACAGGCUGGUGAACAGCAUAUACGUGUUGGGGCUCAUGCUCGCGGACGAUGACGAGACGUCGCUCAACGUCUACAGCUGCAUCAGCACCGUCAACCAGGCCGUCAGUGUGCUGGUGGCGGCGUGCAAGGGCGUGGAUGUCACACCGGAGAAGAUAUUCCGCAAGUACACCGAGGUCUACAUGGCGUUCUUCUACGUGCUACAGGGCAUCGGAGCAGCACGCCUCUCAGCGGUGCUCUCGUACGUGGCGGGCGACGGUGCAGCGCUGCUCGUCCCGCUCGCCACCAACACCCUCGCCGACGGGGAGAACCGCGCUCGCGGCGCUGCCAGCUGGCGCGUGGCUAAUGCCGAGGCAGUGGAGCGACUGGCUAGUGUGGAGGGGGCGUGUGGGCAUGAAGGGGAGAACCGUCCGCAUGGUGCUGCCAGCUGGCGCAUGGCUAAUGCCGAAGCCGUAGAGCGACUGGCGAGCGUGGAGGUGAUGGGGGGAGGAGGGGGGGAGUGGAGAACGGGCUGCCAGAGGAGGCGACAAGGCAAUCGAGGCUUUCGCCCCGCCGCUCUCCCAGCCCGCAUGCACCUGUCCCAACCCACUCACCCCUUAAAAUCCCCUAUGGUAUGCCCCCUUCCCUCUCCCAUUCGGGCCUCCCCCCCCCGCUCAUUUCUCCCCCCGCAGUACAUGUCAUCAGCGCACUUCGAGCUACCAGAGGAGGCCAUAGCAGCGGGCGACGAGACAAUGGAGGCAUUCGCCCCCGCGCCCUCCCAGCCCGCCUUCGAAGCCCCCCCCGCGCCCCCCACGCCCUCCCCGCGCCCCUCUGCGGCCUCCGACCCCCUGGCGGCGCUGGCGCUGCUGGGCUCCGCGGAUGACCCCUUUGCCGCCAGUGACUCCCUGCUGGGGGGCGGCGGGGGCGAGUUGGCGCUGCUGGACGUGGGUGGGGGAGGGGCGGGUGGGGUGGGGGAUGUGGCGGCAGCAGGGGGGGCAGGGAAGAGGCCGGAGAACGACCCUGCUUCACUGCUUGCAGAGCUCGAGGCGGGGCUGUCCUCCGCGCCCCCCCCCUCCGCCUUGGACCCCUUCGCGUCAGACAGCAUGGCGGACGCGUUUGGGGCGGACCUGGAGGCGGAGGGGCUGGGGGGGCUGGCUGCGCUGGGGGACGACGAGGGGGAUGACGCCUGGGGGACGGCCUUCGGGGGGAGCGCGCUGCUGGGGGGGGAUGGGGACGCGUGGGGGGGCGGGCUAGACGCGGCGGAGUUUGGGGUGGAGCAGGGGGAGGAGGACGCCUUUGGGCUGGGCGGCGGGGGGGACCUGGGCGUGGCGCUGGGGGGAGGGGAGGGGGUGGCAGGGGGGUCUGCGGUGGCGGCUGCACGGCAGCUGGAGGUGGCUCUGGGGCUGGGCGCCAUGGAUGUGUCAACCCCAACAGCAGUUACGCCACCAGCAGCAGCAGCAUCGGCCACGCCAGCAGGCCCCGCACAGCCCACGUUCCGAGUGGAGGAGCGCAUCAGUGCGGACUUCCUCGGCUCCUCCCUCACGCGCGUGCGCCUCUCCGGCACCGUCUUCCUCACCCUCCCGCUGCCCAAGGGAGGGGUGGGCGCAGAGGGGGCAAUGGGGGGUGGUGGUGGCGCUAUUGGAGGAGUGGCGGCGAGGGGAGCGGGGGUGGGUGGUGCGGAGAAGGAUGCGAGGGUGCCGGAUGAGUUCUCCUUCCGAUUGGAGGGCUCUGGCGCCAUCAAGCCCUUGCCUCUCCUCUCCUCCCCCACUGCAUGCACAUGUUCACCCUGCCAUCCAUCCACACGCCCCUCUGCUUUUUUCUUCCCCAUUGCUUCUCUGUCUUCCCCCUCGCACCUACCUACCAACACUCCCCCCCUCCCCCUUCCUUCCUCCCCCACACUCCCCCUUCCCCUCUCCCCCCAGCGCUGCACCAUGCGUCCCGGCAUUGUGAGCGACCUGGGGAAGGGCUACUUCCACUUCCGCAUGCCUCCCCCCGGCACCAUCUUCCCCCCGCUCUCCGCCCCCUCUGCUGUCGCAGCCUCCCCCCAGGCCCCCCCAAUGGCGGACCUGCUGGGGGAGGGGGACGAGGGCAUGGGGGCAGUGGUGAAUCCGGGGGAGGGGGAUGCGUGGGGGCGAGAGGGGGAGGGGGCGGUGGGGGCGGAGGGGCGGGCGCAGGAGUUUGUGCUGAUGAAGUAUCGCCUGCAGCCCCGCUACACACCCAUUCCGCUGCGACUGAGGUUCGUGACAAGGAGGAGUGAUGAAGCACUCUCACUCAUGAUCCAGUACGUGGCGAACCCGUAUCUGCAAGCCCCGCUGCUGAACGUCACCUUCAUCCUCUCCCUCGCCUUCUCCCCCGCCUCUCUCCGCCUCAACCCGGAGGCACAGCUUGACCCAUGGACCAAGGAGCUGAGGUGGCAUGUCCCACAAAUUACUUCCAAUGACCCACCGCAGCGCCUGAGGGCUCAGAUCCCAGUGAUUCCAGAUGACUUGGUGCACGGGGCAGCAGAGCGGACAGCGGAGGAGAAGCAGGCAGAGGAGGACCGCAAGGCUAAGGAGAUGGCUGCGUACCGCGUGCGUGUGGAGUUUGAGUGUAGAGGGUCGUCGCUGUCAGGCGUUACUGUGGGUGAGGUGAUGGCUUCAGGCAAGCCACCAUUUGCUGUGGCAGCGCAUUCUUUUUCCUCUUCGGAGUAUAUCUGCUCGUGA